This is a messenger RNA of Leptinotarsa decemlineata (Colorado potato beetle), 335 nucleotides long. RefSeq names its product Vesicle-associated membrane protein 7 (gene Vamp7). The record is from RefSeq and is a predicted model, not a curated record. Gene Ontology annotation, cellular component: SNARE complex; membrane. Lineage: Eukaryota; Metazoa; Arthropoda; Insecta; Coleoptera; Chrysomelidae. Gene Ontology annotation, biological process: vesicle fusion; exocytosis. Gene Ontology annotation, molecular function: SNAP receptor activity; SNARE binding.
GAAUUUGAACGUAGCCGAGCCUUCUUGUUUCUGACUGAGAUAAAAAAUCGAUUUCAAUCUGCUUAUGCUUCUAGUGCAAACACAGCUGUGGCAUAUGCAAUGAACCCUGAAUUUUCGAGGAUAUUGGCCAGCGAAAUGAAACGUUAUUCUGAAUCCCAUGAUAUUGACACUGUUAGCAAGGUUCAUAACGAAUUAAAUGAGCUGAAGGAUAUAAUGGUUAAGAAUAUAGAUAAUGUAGCUUUGAGAGGUGAAAGGUUGGAACUUCUAGUGAAUAAAGCAGAAAAUUUGAAUAAUGGGGUAAGUUUGUGUUUUCAUUGAUGUACUGAAAGAUCAAA